AUGGCGUGCACUGAGUGUAAACGACGUCGGACAAAGUGCAAUGCCGCCGAUACAGCCGGUUCCGCUUGUUCUGAGUGUGCCCUGCACGGUCGUGAAUGUAUCGUGGACGAGUUUGCCGACAAACGUCGAAAAAUAGCAGCCAAGCGCACUGAAGAAACACUGAAGUACUAUCGUGGUUUUGUAGAUGAACUACUUGAGGCAAUCCGGACUGGCGAUAGUGCGAGCAUCGAGAUGAUGGUGGAUGUCAUCCGGUCGGGAGCUUCGCACAAGGAGAUCCACUCGGUCAUAACACGAAUCUUGAACCAGAACCCCACGGAUGACAAGAAGCCAGCAGAUGCAGUAAACAAUGCGAGAACUGAUGGCAAAAUGCCCGAUAUGCCCCCGGACGGAUGGCCAUAA
Messenger RNA from Aspergillus tanneri, 399 nucleotides. Its product is annotated as Zn(II)2Cys6 transcription factor domain-containing protein. Lineage: Eukaryota; Fungi; Ascomycota; Eurotiomycetes; Eurotiales; Aspergillaceae. Gene Ontology annotation, molecular function: zinc ion binding; DNA-binding transcription factor activity, RNA polymerase II-specific. Gene Ontology annotation, biological process: regulation of DNA-templated transcription. The record is from RefSeq and is a predicted model, not a curated record. The transcript is spliced from 2 exons. Bases 1 to 399 code for a protein of 132 amino acids.